Messenger RNA from Candidozyma duobushaemuli, 978 nucleotides. RefSeq names its product D-arabinose 1-dehydrogenase (NAD(P)(+)) (gene ARA1). Lineage: Eukaryota; Fungi; Ascomycota; Pichiomycetes; Serinales; Metschnikowiaceae. The record is from RefSeq and is a predicted model, not a curated record. Gene Ontology annotation, cellular component: cytosol. The coding region runs from base 1 to 978 and encodes 325 amino acids. Gene Ontology annotation, molecular function: aldose reductase (NADPH) activity. The transcript has a single exon.
AUGGCUGCUCCUUCCGCCACCGAAGUCAAAUUCAAGCUCAACGACGGCCACCUGAUCCCCGCCUUGGGCUUGGGAACCGUUCCAUCGGACGAUCCGUCAAACACAAAGCUCGAGGUGCUUACUGCCAUCAAGGCUGGAUUCCGCCAUAUCGACACCGCCUGGUACUACGGAACAGAAAAGUACGUGGGCGAGGCGCUCAAGGAGUUGUUUGACGAGGGCGUCGUCAAGAGAGAGGAGAUCUUCGUCACCACCAAGGUGUGGCCCUCUUUCUGGCACAACCCGGAAAAGUCCUUGAACACAUCCUUGGAGACCUUGGGUCUUGACUAUGUGGAUCUUCUUUUGCAGCACUGGCCAAUUGCCCUCCACGGUGACGCCAAGGGUCUUCCUGCCGUGCCUACGGACGAUGACGGAAACUUGAAGUACGACGAUGAUCCAGUCAAGGGUACCAAGUUCAUCGGCGUUUACAAGGAGCUCGAGAGACUCAAGAACACCACCGACAAGGUGCGUUCGAUCGGUGUUUCCAACUACAACAUUGACCGUUUGGAGUGGCUUCUCAAGGAGGUCGAGACCGUGCCAGUGCUCAACCAGAUCGAGUUGCACCCACAGUUGCCACAGCAGGAUCUCGUGGAGUGGGCUGAAAAGCACAAGAUUUUGAUCGAGGCGUACUCGCCCGUGGGAGCUGACGGUGCCCCCGUUUUGCAGCUUCCUUUGGUCAAGAAGCUUGCGGAGAAGUACGACGUUACCACCAACGAGAUUGCCAAUGCUUACCAUAUUUUGGAGGGAAGAAUCACCUUGCCUAGAACGUCCAACUUGGAGAGAAUCAAGAACCUCACCAGGUUGCCGCAAUUGACCCAGGAGGAGUUGGAAAAGCUCCACCAGAUCGGCGAGAAGGCGCCCAAGCGUUAUAGAAACGAUCCGUUCGGCCACGGUCUUGGUUUCAAGUACUGGGAGGGCGACAGAUUUCCUCCCAAGAACUGA